This is a messenger RNA of Chondrus crispus (carragheen), 3627 nucleotides long. RefSeq lists its product as hypothetical. The record is from RefSeq and is a predicted model, not a curated record. The coding region runs from base 1 to 3627 and encodes 1208 amino acids. Gene Ontology annotation, molecular function: structural constituent of nuclear pore. Gene Ontology annotation, cellular component: nuclear pore; nuclear pore inner ring. The transcript has a single exon. NCBI's taxonomy places the organism in Eukaryota, Rhodophyta, Florideophyceae, Gigartinales, Gigartinaceae. Gene Ontology annotation, biological process: protein localization to nuclear inner membrane; protein import into nucleus; RNA export from nucleus.
AUGCUCGAGCAGUACGUCGAGCCCGCGACGACGGUCGACGCCGCGAUGCGCGCCUACUCGGGCUCCGCGACGGGCUGGGAGAAGGCCUCGGACUACGUGUACGCCCAGCCGUGCCCGCAGGGCCGCCCGGAUCAAGUCGUCGUCGACACCGCCCUGCGCCGCCGCUCGGUCCACCCGCUGCCGCCCACCUUCGCCGCCCAGAUGCUCCACUACCAGUACCGCAGCUACAUGGGCCUCUUCCCGCAGCUCCAGUGCGCCUGGCUCACCGUCGACUCCAACCUCUUCCUCUGGUCCUACGAUCUCGCAGACCCUGCCGCGCCCAGCCGCCCCUCCGACCUCUACGUGUACGAGGGCAUCCACCAGGUCAUCGUCUCGGUUGCCGUCGUCUCGCCCAGGCCCGGCGUCUUUGUCGACUCCGUCAAGUGGCUCGUCGCCGUCGCUACCUCCGCUGACGUCACCCUGCUCGGCGUCGAGUUUUCUCCCGCCGGUGAGAUCAACUUGGUCCCGACGCAUAUUUCUAUCGCCACGGAUAAUAUCCUCAUGCUCAAGAUCGUGUCCACCCCGGACGGCCGCAUUUUCAUGGCCGGCGCCGAUGGCUCCUUGCACGAAUUCGUCUACCAGUCAAACCCUCGCUCGGGCUUCUUCGAUCUCUUGUCUGGUCGCCCUGUCAAGCGCGCCCGUAAGGUCGUCCACUCCAAAUCCUCGCUGGUCGACUACUUUCCGUCCUACCUCAAGACCAUUUUCGCCAAGCGCGACGAGCUGGUCGACAUUGUCGCCGAUGCCAGCCGCGCCGCCUUGUACACGCUUAGUCAAUCCGGUUCGCUAACUGUAUACAACAUUCAAAAUCCCACCUCCACCAUCCAUGUCUGCACCGUCAACGUGGCGCACGAGUCGCGCAACCUCGUUUCCUUCUCUGCCCCGGCGGGCGAGCGGGAGUACGUCUCCCUGCACGUCGUGCCCGCCUCGUGCCUGGUCUCGGUCCACGUCAUCGUCGUCACGUCGUUCGGCGAGCGCAUCUACUUUUCGGCCGCGGCUUCCGCCUCAUCAUCGGCCCAAUCGGCCUCGAGAAUGCGCAAUGAUUUUGCCGCCACGAGGCCAAGGACCCUCACCUGCGUCGGCUGCAGGCCGAGCCCGGAUCGUACCAUUAGCCGAUCAACGCGCCCGUGCGUGCACAACGCCUGGUGCGAGCGAGGCGCCGCCGUCUUCGCCGACCUGCGCCCUGCCAACGUGGACAGGCUCAUCGUCGUGCAUCCUGACUCGCAGUUGGCUACGGCGCUUUCCGAGCCGCGCGGGUCCCGCCCUGGCACUGUGAGGAGCAAAGAGGUGGUCAUGGAAGUGUUGCUGGAUGAGGUUAGUGGGGCGCAGUCUGGAGGUGGCGGGGAAAGGAUGUCGACGCCCUUCGGGUCUCGUCCAGAAAUGGACGGCGGCGGAGGGGACGCGCAAGCUCCUGAAAACCGUACGUUUGCAAUUGCUGACGCGAGCGCAGGGGAUCCGGCGGAUAGGAAUUUGUCGAUGGACCCAGUUCCUUUUGACCCACCGGGGUCGUUUUUGGUUUUGUCGGCGACUGCGUUGUAUGUGUAUGAACGAAUCCCACCAGUGGUUCGGUUGACGGAAAUUUUGGAAGCGGGAGGUGGGGCUGCCUCAGAUAUAGCGUCCUUUUUCGAGAGACACGGAACCGCUGAGGCGUUUGCAAUGUGCCUAGAGAUUGCUGUCACCUCGCCGACGCUUCAACGAGCGGCCGCUUCUGUUUUAUAUACAUAUGGCGAGGGUGGCUCUGGAGACAAGGGUGACGGGCGCAGUGGAGGAUCGAGUGGAAGAAGAUCAGAAGCAGAUUCUCCUUACACCUACUCCGAAGGCAAACACAGGGGUGGGAAUGUUGCUGACUCUUAUUUUGACAUUGGGCGGCCGUCACUGCAGGUUACCCCUCAAUCACGACUGUCUGGCGCCCAUGACGGUGUGAGUCUUUACAUUGCAAAGAUAGUAUACCCAAUCUGGAAUGAAUAUCUCACAUCGGAGCGAAACCCCGACGGCUUCCAAGCGCUUGUGGCACCUCGAGAGGUUCUUGUCAGAGUACGAGAUCAGCUACUGCACAUUGUUUCCUUUUUGGACAGUUAUCCAGCCGAUGCAAUGUUUAGAGAUAGUGGAAGCUUUGAGAGCAACAGGAUAGAAAGGCGCGAUCACUCCGGUGCUAGGAACAGGUUGUCACUAUUGCGACCAAACGACAUGCCAAGGCAGCACGAUCAAGACCGAAUGAACGUCGAUUCUCGUGGAAGGUAUACGACGCGGGAAAACAUGGAGUCUCUGCGACGCAGAUCAUCCUCCAUUGCAGCACUAAAAAAGUUGGCAGGACGGGUUGUAGAGGCACUGGCGUUCCUGCUGAUACUGGAGGACCACCAGCUACACCGACUUGCGGUUUCCCUUUCAAAGGAAAAUCGGGCCUUGCUAGCAAACAUACGUUUCUGCGAGUUUGUCGCCGGCGAUGAGGGCAUGGCUCUUUCUGCAGCACUGGUAGAAGCCAUUUUUGGUGGCUACAGCGACGGGAUGGAGGCUCUAAGCAGGGUGGGCGGAGUCUUACGGGAACGGUGCCCUGGAUAUUUCCAGGCCUCAGAUGUUGAGCUGCACCGUGGCCUUGCACUACUACGCGAGGCAGCUCAACUAGUUUCAGGGAUUCAAGAAGAACGAAGAGCGAGCGAGGAGAUUGCAAGUGGUGGCUGGUCAGGGGAUACAGAUAGGGCUGCUUCUGCUCUAAUUGCAGCUCAAAAUUAUGCAGCAACGGCAGCCAAGGUUCUAAAGAGUGUUCCAGAUCGCAUUUUUGAUGUUGACGCUGUGUGCCAGGAGUUUGAAGCAGCUCAGGCGGUGCCGUCUAUGAUCGAUGUUGCACUCACCGUCGGCAAAUUGGAAGAAUCCCGUGGCAAACACGAGCGCGCUGAUGUGGCAUAUCACGCUAUUCUUCGAGCUAUCGGUCCGUUUGUGAACAUUGGAAACACCGCAGAGGGGAUUAACGAAGAGAAUUGCCUCGUAGAUUAUGAACGGCUUCGAGAAUCCGCAAUGCAAGUGGCACUCAAUGCUGAAUCCGAGACUUUCCUUCGAAAACUAUAUGAGUUCUUGCUCGGGUCGAAGGCUGGAGAAGAAGUCAUUCUUAAUUCAUCAGGAAUAAGCCUGGAAAAGUAUUUGGAGGAAACGAAGAGAUUGGACAUAUUGUGGCGAUAUUGCGCUCAGCACGGGAGGUACUUUGAAGCCGCAGGGGUACUGCUUAAUCUAUCCGAAGCCGGAGACGAUACGAGCCUUAUAGAUCGUGUCAACUUUUUGUCUUGUGCGAUGCAUAAUGCGAAGACGGCUGUAGUGAAAGGAGACAGUCGAGCCGGGGCUCUACUCGCCGAGAUAUCUGAUUUCCUAGACGUGGCAAAAGUGCAAUUGCGAGUGAGGGAGGAGCUGGUGCGUCGCCAUGCUAAAAGCAGAGAAGUAGAAAUCGCACUGGAGGAACUUGACAAUUCAGUAUUUGGGUUGUCAACUCUAUUCAACAAUUAUGCGAGACCAUUCAACUUAUAUGAGGCAUCACUGGAAGCAUUUCGAUGCGGUGUAAAUGUUGGCGAGUUGUAUUUUGUUGGAAGGAAUGGAGUACAGUAG